GGGAAGAUCCUGAAAGUACAGCCUGAACAGUGACCCAAACCACGGCUGACCUUGCCCACGCUGAUGAGAGGAAGGAAUGGGUGGGGGCAACCAAGGAGUUGGGGGACAGAGUUCUCUGUGCUGGGUAACCUGGGACAAGCCACCGAGCCACACAGAACCCCCAUGUUCUGGUUGAUAAAAUGCCUGCCUGGAAUGGAGAAUCAGAUGAUAAGAUGUUCCCAAAGGGGUUUGAGAUAAGGGGGUGGUGAUGACAAUGUUGAUAAUCGUGGGUGUGUGACUGCCUGGAGCUGUGAAGCUGGGGUAGAGCAUGUGGUGGUCAAAGCUUGGUUCUGGGAUCUCUAGUUUUCCAGGGGCUUGGGCUCUGCCUUAGCAGAAAAGAAGGAAAGGAAAUUGAGAGGGAAGUCAGGUGUCCCCUGCCCCUCAGACCUGGGAGCUGCUGGCAUGGAAGAUGUGAGAUGGAGGGGAAUCUGAGUGAGGGCCGAGAGGAGAAACAUGGAGGCUGCUCACAGGGAGGCUGAGGGAGCAGAUCCAGCCUGGGGAGUGGCACCGCUGGGGGAAAGGGCGUGUGUGUCGGUGGGGAAGGAGUGGUGAUGAUGGAUGUGAGCGUGCUGUGUCUACUAAAAAGGUCAUGGCGAUUUUUGGGAAGUAGGUGACAAGGCAUGUUCCUGUAGAACUGCUCGUUGCUGAGCAGUUGGCCUCGCCCUUCAAGGUGUGCAUAAAAGGAGAGACUGCCCCCACUCACCCUAGAGUCAUCACCCUGGUGUCCUCGAGACCUGGGACACUGGAUGAGGACCAGGUUUGGAGGAUGAAGAAGAUCACGUAUUUGGUUUUGGACCUGUUGUGUUUGAGGUGUCUUUGAUAUACCAAAUAAGCUGGUGGGUCUGGGGCUCAGGGGGUGUUGCCUAGACAGACAUUUGUCUAGGUUGUGUUUGUAUUUGAAGUUGUGGGCACGGCGAGAUUAAAGAAUUCACCUCAAACAGCUGAGUAAAGGAAGAUAAGCCCACAAAGGACUCAGAAAAAGAGCGGCCUGAGAGGGGCCCAGAAAGCCAGGACAGAGUUGUAUCAGGAGCCAGGAUCUCACCAUGAGCUACCCCGGCUAUCCCCCGCCCCCAGGCGGCUACCCGCCAGCUGCGCCAGGUGGUGGUGCCUGGGGAGGUGCUACCUACCCUCCACCCAGCGUGCCCCCUAUCGGGCUGGAUAACGUGGCCAACUAUGCGGGGCAGUUCAACCCGGACUACCUCUCGGGAAUGGCGGCCAACAUGUCUGGGACGUUUGGAGGAGCCAACAUGCCCAACCUAUACCCUGGGGCCCCUGGAGCUGGCUAUCCACCAGUGCCUCCUGGGGGUUUUGGGCAACCCCCUCCUGCCCAGCAGCCUGUUCCUCCCUAUGGGAUGUAUCCACCCCCAGGAGGAAACCCACCCUCCGGGAUGCCCUCAUAUCCGCCAUACCCAGGGGCCCCUGUGCCGGGCCAGCCCAUGCCACCCCCUGGACAGCAGCCCCCAGGGGCCUACCCUGGGCAGCCACCAGCAACCUACCCCGGUCAGCCUCCAAUGCCACUUCCUGGGCAGCAGCAGCAGCCAGUGCCAAGCUACCCAGGAUACUCAGGGUCUGGGACCGUCACCCCCGCUGUGCCCCCAACCCAGUUUGGAAACAGAGGCACCAUCACCGAUGCUCCCAGCUUUGAUCCCCUGCGAGAUGCUGAGGUGCUGCGGAAGGCCAUGAAAGGCUUCGGCACGGAUGAGCAGGCCAUCAUCGACUGCCUGGGGAGUCGCUCCAACAAGCAGCGGCAGCAGAUCAUCCUGUCCUUCAAGACAGCUUAUGGCAAGGAUUUGAUCAAAGAUCUGAAAUCUGAACUGUCAGGAAACUUUGAGAAGACAAUCUUGGCUCUGAUGAAGACCCCAGUCCUCUUUGAUGUUUAUGAGAUAAAGGAAGCCAUCAAGGGGGUUGGCACUGAUGAAGCCUGCCUGAUUGAGAUCCUCGCUUCCCGCAGCAACGAGCACAUCCGGGAAUUAAACAGAGCCUACAAAGCAGAAUUCAAAAAGACACUGGAAGAGGCCAUUCGAAGUGACACGUCAGGGCACUUCCAGCGGCUCCUCAUCUCUCUCUCUCAGGGAAACCGUGAUGAAAGCACAAAUGUGGACAUGACCCUGGUCCAGAGAGAUGCCCAGGAGCUGUAUGCGGCUGGGGAGAACCGCCUGGGAACAGAUGAGUCCAAGUUCAACGCAGUUCUGUGCUCCCGGAGCCGGGCCCACCUGGUGGCAGUUUUCAAUGAGUACCAGAGAAUGACAGGCCGGGACAUUGAGAAGAGCAUCUGCCGGGAGAUGUCUGGGGACCUGGAGCAGGGCAUGCUGGCCGUGGUGAAAUGUCUCAAGAAUACCCCAGCCUUCUUUGCGGAGAGGCUCAACAAGGCCAUGAGGGGGGCAGGAACAAAGGACCGGACCCUGAUUCGCAUCAUGGUGUCUCGCAGCGAGACCGACCUCCUGGACAUCAGAUCGGAGUAUAAGCGGAUGUACGGCAAGUCGCUGUACCACGACAUCUCGGUACGGGCCUGCUACAGCCAGACUGGGCUUCCUUUUGGCAUCCCAGUCACCUGUGGACCCUUCCUCCUUGGAGUGGCCAUAUGCUUGGCCCCUGUGCUGUGUAUGAGCAUCUUGUUUGUGGACCUCGGACUUGCCCGUUGCCCCUAAACAGGUUAUGAGCUUCUGAGGGCAGGUGGGUCAUGACCUUGCUGUCGCCCCCACCUUGCGUCCCCCAGCAGCAUGAGAGAACACUCAGGACCUCCCCAACCUUGACCCUGACCUUCAGCGUCCCGGCCACCCUGUGAUUCCAUAAUCUGUCAGUGAGAACUCAUGUGCUGACCUGACAAAGCACUUCUUGCACUCAGGUUUAUGGCGUAGGACACGUAGGAAGGCCAUUCAGAGUGAGGGCCCUGGAGAUCACACCAUUUGGAGUCCGGCUUUUCUACUUGCCAACUGUGUGACCUUGAACAGCUUCCUUAAACCUCCCUGCACCCCAGCUCCAUUGUCUUUAAAAUGAGAAAAUAAUCCUUCCCAAGAAUGUUGUGAGUAUUGAGUGAGGCAGUACAGGUCAAGUGUCUGUUUAAUACUAGCCACUGUGUAUCACUAUGCGGCACAGCAGGUCUGACAAAAUAUAUAUUCAGCUGUGUGAUCUAAUACUCAAA
Cebus imitator (Panamanian white-faced capuchin) is the source of this 3181-nucleotide messenger RNA. RefSeq names its product annexin A11 (gene ANXA11). Gene Ontology annotation, cellular component: cytoplasm. The record is from RefSeq and is a predicted model, not a curated record. The coding region runs from base 1083 to 2687 and encodes 534 amino acids. NCBI's taxonomy places the organism in Eukaryota, Metazoa, Chordata, Mammalia, Primates, Cebidae. The transcript has 14 exons. Gene Ontology annotation, biological process: phagocytosis; cytokinetic process. Gene Ontology annotation, molecular function: calcium ion binding; calcium-dependent phospholipid binding.